Molecule: messenger RNA, 1218 nt
Organism: Pochonia chlamydosporia 170
Lineage: Eukaryota; Fungi; Ascomycota; Sordariomycetes; Hypocreales; Clavicipitaceae
Product: serine/threonine dehydratase, pyridoxal-phosphate-binding site
Exons: 2
Coding region: 1-1218 (405 amino acids)
Biological process (GO): exocytosis; vesicle fusion
Cellular component (GO): plasma membrane; SNARE complex
Molecular function (GO): SNAP receptor activity; syntaxin binding
Source: RefSeq, a predicted model, not a curated record
AUGAAAAAGUUCGGGUUCGGAAAGAAAGGUGACGACGGCGGCCGUAAGAAGUCAUCGCAGUCCUCACAGGCGGACAACCCAUACGCCCAACAAGGGGCCAACGACCCGUAUACUGACAGUGCGAAAUAUGCAAAUAUGUCUCCCUAUCAGCAAGCUCGAGCUGGCGCCAUCGCUGGUCAGCAGAAGUCCUCUCCCUCUUCCAACGAACAAGGAGGGAGGCCCAGCGGUGGAAAUGGUUCUGGUAACCAAAGUCUAGCCUCAAGCAGCAGUUACGGUCCUCCUUCGUCUACGGGGUACGGUGCCGACCGAUAUGGAUCUGGCGGCGGGUAUGGGUCAGAUCGAUACAAUAAUUCAGCCAGUGGUGCUCGCGGUCCGGGAGGCUAUGGUGGGUUUAGCCAAAGCAAUGAUGGGCGUGACGAGAGCCGUGAGGCUGCUUUUUCUGGACCGUCAGAUCGUCAGCCUCAAGGAUUACAAUCAUCCCCAGCUCCGGCUACAACGUCGUACACAUCGUACAGCCAGCCUGGCGCAGGGGGCGACUCCUACGGUGGUUAUGGCGAACAAAGGGAGCUGACGGCUGAGGAACAGGAGGAAGCAGAGUAUCGGGCAAUUCUUGCGGAGAAGCGACAGAUUCAGCAAGAAAGCUCGUCAUCAGUUUCUCGCUCAGUCCAGAUGGCGAGACAAGCAAAUGAAGUCGGGCAGGCAACACUUGCGAGACUCGGCGUCCAAGGCGAAAGGCUGCACAAUACAGAAAAGAAUCUCGAUCUUGCUGCCAACCAGAACAAGGUUGCGCAGGAUAGGGCAGCAGAGCUCAAGACGCUCAACAGGAGUAUGUUUGCAGUUCAUGUUGGGAACCCCUUCACAUCGAAGGCUCGACAGCAAAAGGCAGACGAAGAUGUCUUGACAAGAUAUAGAUCCGAGAGAGAUCAGAGAGAGGCAACUCGCCAGGAUGCCUACUCCUCUAACCAGCGCAUGGAAUCCACCUUCAAGGAAAUCAAUGCUGCCGACCGCCCGCGUCCUCAAACCCGCAAGAAGGAUUAUGGCAAAUUCAACUUGGAGGACGAAGACGAAGAGGCAAAUAGAAUUGAAGAUGAUAUUGAUGCCGGACUUGAUGAGCUCGGGCAACAGGUGUCGAUGAUGAAUUUAGUCGAAGAGCCAUUGAGCGAUGCUGUUGGGGACGCUACUAUGUUGAACCGAGAACGUCUGGCGCGCAUUAAGUAG